CAGGGCCGGGCCGGGGCGCGUGCCCGUGUCCAGCGCUUUGUCCUGACUCCAGAGCUCAGCAGGUGGAGGAAGCCCUUCAAGCCGCGCAUCAAGCCGGAGAGGGCUGACCACACGAGGUUCCCGGACGACGAGCGGAUGAGAAGCAGACCACAGUUCGCGAAGUUCGCAUUGAUGGCAAAGGAGCGCUGUUGGGUCACCAGCCGCCAGCUGGAGGAGGCACGUCGCGAGAUCGUGCGGGUGUCGAGCCGCGGGGCCAAGGUGUACUUGCGAGUGUACCCGCACAACGCCAUCACUCAGAGGAUCGCAGACAGCCGCAGCGGUGCGAGCAAGGGGAAGUUUGAGUAUUGGGUGGCUGCGUUGAAGCCGAACGUCGUGAUCUUCGAGCUUGACGUGGAGUCAGAGGAGCUGGCGCGGGAAGCGUUGAAGGCUGGUAGCCGGAAGCUGCCCUUUAAGGUGGGCUUCAAGGUGCGUGAGGAAGGGCCCUCCUUGUUCGAGCUUGCUUGAAGCGGAGAAAAUCCUUGCACGCACAGCGCGUCCAAAGCGCGGCAAGGCC
Molecule: messenger RNA, 553 nt
Organism: Effrenium voratum
Lineage: Eukaryota; Dinophyceae; Suessiales; Symbiodiniaceae
Source: the annotation of a GenBank genome assembly